AUGGGGACUGCAGCAGCAGCAGCAGCAGCAGCAGCAGCAGCAGCAGCAGCAGCUCCUGCUUCGGGGCGGCUGCUGCUGCAGCUAGCGCUAGUUGCUGCCUUCUUAGCAGCUUAUUGCGUCCAGCCCCUUUUGGUGGAUAUCAUGAAGUUCAACGGAGGCGCCAAUACUGUGGCUAGCUGCAGCCUGUGGCUGUUCAUUUCGGGGUGGGUCCACUCGGGGACUCUUUGGUAUUUAAUGUCCAGCUUCGGCGCCGUCUCCACUGGCAUUCUCAAGGUUGCCUCAACUCGGGAAGCAACGCCAGCCUCUCUGACGGAGUUUGUAAUGCAUGCAGAGGAGGGGAAGCUCGAAAGCCCCAAACGCCGGCUGCUGUCUUGA
Eimeria necatrix is the source of this 375-nucleotide messenger RNA. RefSeq lists its product as hypothetical. Lineage: Eukaryota; Apicomplexa; Conoidasida; Eucoccidiorida; Eimeriidae. The record is from RefSeq and is a predicted model, not a curated record. The transcript is spliced from 3 exons. The coding region runs from base 1 to 375 and encodes 124 amino acids.